AUGGUAUUGUUUCCCAACCACACAGAGACCCAGGUGACUGAAUUCCUAAUGAUCUGCUUCCCAGGGAUGCAGGACACCCAGCACUGGCUCUCUAUACCACUAGCUCCUCUCCUGGUUUUGGCCCUUGGGGCCAACUUUGUGUUAUUACUUGCCAUCCGACAAGAGGCCUCUCUGCAUGAGCCCAUGUACUACCUACUUGCCAUCCUCUCCAUGCUGGAUGUGAUUCUCUGCCUCACAGUCAUCCCCAAGGUCCUGCUCAUCUUCUGGUUCAACAUGAAGCCUAUCAGCUUUACGGGUUGCUUCCUGCAGAUGUUCAUCAUGAAUACCUUCCUUCCCAUGGAGUCCUCCACCUUCCUGGUUAUGGCCUAUGACCGCUAUGUGGCCAUUUGCCACCCUCUUCGUUACCCAUCUAUCAUCACUGACCAGUUUGUCAUUAAUGCUGCCAUCUUUAUUGUCUUCCGCAAUCUGCUGGCCACACUGCCCACCCCGGUUUUGGCUGCCAGGCUUAACUACUGUGCCAGCAAUGUGGUGGAGAACUGUAUCUGUGCCAAUAUUUCUGUAGCAAGGCUAUCCUGUGACGAUAUUCGCCUAAAUAAGCUCUAUCAGUUUGUGAGUGUCUGGUGCUUGUUGGGGUCUGAUCUGGUCCUCAUUUUGCUAUCCUACUGCUUUAUUUUGAGAGCUGUGCUGCGUCUGCAGUCAGGGGGUGCAGCCACCAAAGCCUUGAGUACUUGUGGGUCCCAUCUCAUACUUAUACUUUUCUUCUACACAUUGCUCCUGGUCUUCAUCUUCACAAACAAAGCAGGGAAGAAAGUGCCUUCGGAAGUUCCCAUUCUUCUCAAUGUCCUGCACCACCUUAUCCCACCAGCUCUCAACCCCAUAGUUUAUGGGGUACGAACUCAGGAAAUUAAACAGGGGAUUAUCAAGCUACUAAGGUACCAGCACUGA
Messenger RNA from Chrysochloris asiatica (Cape golden mole), 945 nucleotides. Its product is annotated as olfactory receptor 56A1-like. Gene Ontology annotation, molecular function: olfactory receptor activity; G protein-coupled receptor activity. NCBI's taxonomy places the organism in Eukaryota, Metazoa, Chordata, Mammalia, Afrosoricida, Chrysochloridae. The transcript has 2 exons. The coding region runs from base 1 to 945 and encodes 314 amino acids. Gene Ontology annotation, biological process: G protein-coupled receptor signaling pathway. The record is from RefSeq and is a predicted model, not a curated record. Gene Ontology annotation, cellular component: membrane.